AUGGUGGCGAAUCGCUGCACUGUCAACAAGCGGUGGAUAAAGAUCCGCGUGCGCGUGAACCUUUCCAUUCUCCUCUUCUUAGUGUGCUAUGUGGUGCCUAUUUUCCUUUUCUAUAAGCGGACUCGCGCUGAAAGUUUCGUGGACGCCUCUCGUCAAGGUGAGACGCUUAUUAGCGACAACGAGUUUUUCCAGUGCGUCGCGGAGCGGCUCUCUUACAGGGAAGAUCACCCUAUGCGAAUCCCGUACGUCCUCCUACCGGUAACGAUGGAUUACCAAGACAUCAAGCAACUCUUCUGCAACAUUACGGUCCCCAUGACGUACAUCAUGUUUAUCAACAAUGGUGAAUUUCGCCCCCUGCGCUCCCUCCUCGACCGCCUCGCCCUGGCGCUGAGCACGUAUGUCGACAAGAAUUUGUUCAUCAUACACCACCCGGAGAACACCGGGUACGCGUCCGCCGUGAACGAGGGCUUGCGGCACGCCCUCACUUUCUCAGUCGCCGAGGUGCCGUGGAUCUUCGUCACGAACGCCGAUGUACGGUUUGCGCCGGGCCUGAUCACAGAAUUUGUCUCGCAGACGAGGGAAAAGACAUCCAAUCAGACCGAACGUAUUCGCCGCCUCGACGAAGAGGUCGCUGCUGAAUCCACGACCUUGAAGAGCGUCCCAGACGCGCGCUUUGCUUUCCGCAGCUCCACCCUCCCAAUCAUCACGGCCUCUUCUUUGCCGUAUCGUAUUCGGACAAUGCCGCCGGAGGAGAUGAAGAAACAGUUUGCCGACACCUACGGCAUAUUUUACAUGGACUGCAAGGAGUUUAUGGCGACCUUUGCCUUGCCUCGCCUCACCAUAGCAACCGUAGGGUUCUUUGACGAGAAUUACUACCCCAUCUACGGUGAAGAUCACGACUACGUGUGGCGCAUGGCAGCGCUGGGCUACAAACCGUAUUUCUCAAAGCCGGGGCAAUUUGUGCACUAUGUAAACGCGAACGUUCAAGCCGGCGGUGAGGCCAGGCAACGCGGCGUCUUCAAAAAUACCGCCUACAUCACGCAGAGCCUCAAGUUUGGACGCAUGAGCAAGCAGGUUUUUCGCCAUCACUACCGCCACAUCAAGUGGUUCCCUGAUAGUAAAGUCCUUGGAUCAAGUACCGGACGCACGCCCUUACCGUUUAGGGGAAGCAUUCCGCUCGAUAUGUGGGUACUCGACACAGAGAGGCAAAGGUACAUCUGGGAAAUCGGCGAAAACCUCCGCUGCGCCCGCGAAUACAAGCACUACAACACGAGCCUCCUGCGCUUCUAA
This is a messenger RNA of Leishmania braziliensis MHOM/BR/75/M2904, 1290 nucleotides long. Its product is annotated as beta galactofuranosyl transferase. The coding region runs from base 1 to 1290 and encodes 429 amino acids. NCBI's taxonomy places the organism in Eukaryota, Euglenozoa, Kinetoplastea, Trypanosomatida, Trypanosomatidae. The transcript has a single exon. The record is from RefSeq and is a predicted model, not a curated record.